Messenger RNA from Chenopodium quinoa (quinoa), 3963 nucleotides. RefSeq names its product protein argonaute 5-like. Gene Ontology annotation, biological process: regulatory ncRNA-mediated post-transcriptional gene silencing. Gene Ontology annotation, cellular component: cytoplasm. The record is from RefSeq and is a predicted model, not a curated record. The transcript is spliced from 23 exons. Lineage: Eukaryota; Viridiplantae; Streptophyta; Magnoliopsida; Caryophyllales; Amaranthaceae. Gene Ontology annotation, molecular function: protein binding; RNA binding. Bases 910 to 3696 code for a protein of 928 amino acids.
GAAGAUGAGUUCCAGACGUUCGACUCUCUUAACUUUAAUCCCGAACCCAAGAUUGUGUCAUAAUUUUUUAUUUAUUUAUUUAUUUUAUUUUUUAUUUUUUUAAUGGAGUUAGCAGUCGAUUUCAAGUUUCAUUUUUUGAAUUUGACCGUAUUAAAUUCGUUCUUGGUUGGAUAAAAAUAAGGGGGUGACUCUCAAUUUUUCAUUAAAAGUCUUAUCAAACUCUUCAGUGAAACCUGUAUAGACUAAUCUGUUGUCUACUAAAACCAAAUACCACAGGAUCAUACUUCAUUAUAUGUUGUAAUUCUUGAUAAUUGCAAUGCCACAAUGGAUAUUUUUACAUUUAUUUAUGAUCAAAGUAUCAUUAAUACUAUAUUUAAUCAACACACCUAAAUCAUGUCUUUCCCUGAGUAAAUUAAAAACUCAACACCCAUACACCUCCUUUAAUUUAAUUAAGACCCCUCCACGCCACCAGUGACCAGUCACAUACCCCCAUAUAAAAACAAAGAAUUGAAAAAGUCACAACUGCUCUUUACCCAAAAUAGUGAGAAAAUGAAAGAAAACCGCCAAAUAAUUAAAACCCAUCAUAAAACCACGAGCUAAUUAUUCCAAAAUGGCAAUUGUAUUUCGGACAACAAAAUUACUCGUAUUCUAAACACCCCAACCAAAAAAAUUCAAAAUAUAAUGCAAAAACUAGCCUACUACUCGUACUACUACUAGUAGAUCAUCCAUGCUAAAGAACGUCUCCCCAACAUUUCUAUAUAAAGCUGACUACUUAUUCCCUUUCUCUCUCUCCUUCUUCAUCAUAUUUUCUCUGCAAUUUCCUUCUCUUCUCCACGUUCUCUCUCCUCUCAUCAUCAUUUUCAUCCUCCAUUAAACCCCCUAUUCAAACCUCCACUUUCUCGUUAAACGAUGUCGUAUCGUGGGGGUAGCAGCAGCGGCGGCGGUGGACGAGGCUAUGGCAGAGGCGACUCCGGCGGACGUGGUCGCGGCGAUUACGGGGGUCGUGGUCGUGGUGACUCAGGAGGAAGAGGCUAUGGCGGAGGACGCGGUGGUGGUGGUUCAGGGCCACCGAACGUCGGGAGUUUGACGAAAGCUAACUGGGAUGCGGCGGCGGGUGUUAGGCUGCUCGACGAGAUGAAGAAACUGAAAGUAUCGGAGUCGUCAUCGCAAAAUAAGGGUGGAAGGAGUCGUAAACCGUUAGUGAUGCCGAAACGGCCUGGGCCUGGUAGUGUUGGACUUCGCUGUGCUGUGCGUGCUAAUCAUUUUCUCGUUCAACUCUCUGAUAAUGACUUUCAUCACUACGAUGUGUCAAUCAGUCCAGAGAUAGCCUCCAAGAAUUUUAGUAGAGAGAUACUGAAUAAGCUUCUACGGGAUCACAAGUCAAUUUUGGGGAACAAGAUUCCGGCGUAUGAUGGCAAGAAGAGCUUCUAUACUGCAGGUCCUUUACCAUUCACAUCAAAGGACUUUGUCGUUGAAAUUGAAAAACAAAGAAGAGGCAGUUCUGAGAGUGAGGUUCAAAAAUUCCAGGUUACCAUCAAAUUGGCUAACAAGGUUGAUAUACAUUUUCUGCAAGAGUACCUUGCUGGUCGAUUCUCAGAUUCUCCCCAAGAUGCCAUCCAAGUGCUUGAUGUUGUUCUUCGUGCAGCAAAGCCUCCUACAGACUAUGUGUUGAUUGGGAGAUCAUUCUUUUCGGAAUCACUGGGCAAGGAUUCUCUUGGGGAAGGUUUAGAGUAUUGGAGGGGGUAUUAUCAAAGCAUUAGGCCAACCCAGAUGGGCCUCUCUCUAAACAUUGAUGCAUCUGCACGCCCCUUUUAUGAACCGAUAAUGGUUCAUGAAUUUGUGGCUAAUUAUUUGAAUCUGAGAGAUUUCUCUAGGCCCUUUUCUGAUGCAAAUCGUAUCAAGGUUAAGAGGGCGUUAAAAGGUAUCAUAGUGGAAACAAGUCAUUUAGCAUCCAAGAAAUGCCACAAAGUGAUAGGCGUGUCAAGUGAACCCGCAAACCAGCUGAUGUUCUCUCUUGGCAGUAAUGACACCCAGUUGUCUGUCUCACAGUACUUCAAAGACAAGUACAAGAUACAGCUUAGACAUCCAGCUUUACCAUGCAUCCAAAUUGGGUCGGCUAAGAGGCUUACCUAUCUGCCCAUGGAGGUCUGCCAAAUUGUUCAUGGUCAAAAAUACCUUAAGAAGUUGAACGAGAGGCAGGUGACUGGUCUUCUUAGGGCAACCUGCCAAAGACCUCCUGAAAGAGAGAAUAAAAUCAUCGCGAUGGUGAAGAACAAUCGCUACUCUGAAAAUCAGAUGGUCAAGCAGGAGUUUGGAAUGAAUAUAACUGAAGUGCCUGUAACUGUCGAUGCCCGAGUAUUGCCUCCACCAAUGCUCAAGUAUCAUGACAGUGGAGCUGAACGAGAAGUUGCACCAGGGGUGGGCCAGUGGAACAUGAUUAACAAAAAAAUGUAUAUUGGUGCUACUGUGUCUCACUGGACUUGCCUGAGUUUUUCAAGACUAGAUCAAGUUUUAGUGCAGCAGUUUUGCAAGGAGCUGGUUGCCAUGUGCUCUAGCAAGGGAAUGAACUUCAACCCGAACCCUUUUAUUCGUAUACGCUCUGCUCAUCCUGCUCAGAUUGAGAAAGCUCUUUCAGAAGUGGGAGAUAAGGUGCAGUUGCUAAUUAUUAUUUUGCCAGAAGUUACUGGGUCCUAUGGAAAAAUUAAAAGAAUAUGUGAAACUGAGCUCGGUAUAGUUUCUCAAUGUUGUCAGCCUAGGCAUGCUCAAAAACUUAGCAAGCAGUAUCUUGAAAAUGUAGCUUUGAAAAUCAAUGUGAAGGCUGGAGGAAGCAACACAGUCUUGUGUGAUGCGAUACAGAGAAAUAUACCCCUCUUGACUGAUCGUCCAACGAUAAUUUUUGGUGCUGAUGUCACACAUGCUCAACCAGGGGAGGACUCUAGUGCCUCAAUUGCAGCUGUUGUUGCCUCAAUGGACUGGCCUGGGGUGACCAAGUACAGAGGGCUUGUUCGUGCCCAGGGUCAUCGGGAGGAAAUUAUUAAGGAUCUGUAUGCAUGUGCUAGAGAACUUCUGAUAGCUUUCUACAAGGCAAAUAAUAGGCAGAAACCUGAGAGAAUUAUCUUCUUUAGAGAUGGAGUAAGUGAAGGCCAGUUUGCUCAGGUUUUGCUGCAUGAGGUUGAUGUGAUACGGCAGGCCUGCGAAUCCAUAGAAGAGAACUAUCAACCACGUGUGACAUUUGUGGUUGUGCAAAAAAGGCACCACACCCGUCUUUUCUCCGUAGAUAACAAAAUGAUCGAUAGGAGUGGCAAUAUUCUGCCAGGAACUGUGGUCGACAGCAAAAUUUGCCAUCCAUCGGAGUUUGACUUCUAUCUAUGCAGUCAUGCAGGGAUACAGGGAACAAGCCGACCCACACACUAUCAUGUGCUUUAUGACGAGAACAAUUUUACUGCAGACUUGCUCCAGCUGCUGACCAAUAGCUUGUGUUACACGUUUGCUAGGUGCACACGCUCAGUAUCUGUUGUUCCUCCAGCUUAUUAUGCACACCUUUUGGCUUUCCGUGCUCGGUAUUAUGUUGAAGGUAUGACCAUGUCUGAUAGUGAAUCAACCAAUACCAAAGAUCUGACCAAGGACAAACAAGCAGAGGUUCAGGCCCUUCCAAAGAUCAAGGAAAAUGUGAGGGAUGUCAUGUUCUAUUGCUAGGAGGAAUUGCAGCGUCCUCAACCUUGUUACUAGUUUUUGCAGUUUUCACUAAUUUUCUGGGGCUAUGAAGUACGAGUUUGCUAUCGAAUCGAAUAUCGAUUUUAACUUAUAACCUAUGUUGUAUAUAGCUAUGUGCGUGGAAAAUGUGCCUAGGACUUUUAGUGUAAGGUACACUUAUGAAAACACUGAAGUUUGGUCUAGUCUCAAGUUUUACAGUGUUAAAGUUCUCGUUGAGAAUGUGAAAACUAAUAUUUAGAAUUGUCAAUA